AUGGCCGAGAAGAUAGCCUUAGAUUCCUGGAGGUACGCUCAUUAUUUUGAGUUACAGAGCGAAAAGGACAAGAAGAACAUAGUGGUCAAAUGCAAUCUGUGUUUGGUCGGACGUCCUGCCGAGGGAAUGGAGGACAGUGGUGGUGCUCUGGCUGCUAAGCAACAGCGUCUUAGUUUUAGUGCUAGCUCGGCUGUGGCUAAAACGGUGUCCGCCAGUGAAAUCCACAAGCUUGUGGCUGGUGCUAACGGGAGUCCUUUGAUCAGCGUGAGCCAGAGGCUGAGAGGAUUGCUGCCGUCCAAGAUGCCCAAUGAUCUUUUAGAGACUCUCUACAGACUGCUGGACUUGGUUUUCCACGAUGAGCUGUCCUCUAUGCGCCUUUGGGUGGCCAUGCACGUGUCUGACCACAGUGGCUUCCACUAUCGCCAGUUCCUCCUCGAGGAGCUGAUCGCUGAGCUCUCCCAGACUCCAGCCUCCACCACCACCACCACCACCACCACCACCACCGCCAGUUCACCACAGCACCGGUGCAGCACAGUCUCCAGCAGCAGUCCCCCACAUCACGGCCAUGACCAGGCUAAUGGGGAACUGUCGGGAGCGGAGGGAGUGGGUGAGGAGGAGAGGCAGCUCAGCUCCCCCUCGGUCCUUCAACUCUUGCACCAGGAGGUGGAGCUGUGCUCGGACCUGAUCCAGUCCUUCCCGGGUCACGAGACACUUUGGAGUCACAGGCGGCACGUCUACUACCUUUGGCACCACUGGAGGAGGGACCACCAGCACCACUGCAGCAGCAACGGAGGCGGCGAGCCGGACCGCCUAAACAAUGGAGACCCAGUCCCAUCGAAGGCCGGCCCACAAAGCUCUGCAGGCAGGGAGGAGGGGAGUGUGAAUGGACAGAGGCACGCCGGCGAAGCUAUGGAGGUGGACGGGGCGUCCCUGCCGGACCCGCGCGACAGCAAGCGACUGAAGCGGGGCUUGCUGGAGCCCAGCCCCCCCGCCCUGCCCUCCGAGCACAGCUUCGUAAGCGGGAUCCUGGACGGCUGCUGUAACCCCGAGCAGAGACGCUUCGCCCAGGCGUACAAGAAGUGGUUAGACACUGUCAUUAGUCAGCAGCCUUGAGAUAGAUAGAUAGAUAGAUAGAUAGAUAGAGAGAGAGAGAGAGAGAGAGAUAGAGAUAGAACAGCUAGCCCCGUCAGUCUUUCUCAACAUUGGAAGUUGCCUUUAGACACAGAUUUUGGAUCAGCUUAACUACCUGUAUCGCUGACUUGAACUCAUAGUGCUUCGGAUGCGGUGCUGACUUUAGAAACCAGUCAAUGGGGCAGCGUGGUUCCUGUCCCCAUUCUCCUGGUAGUGAGUAGAGAGGACGGGGUCCUUGAGAGUAAGGAUGUUUUUUGGCGACACCCGGUCUGUUGUCUUCCUCGGAAACAUCUGGAUUAUCUGGAGCUUCAUCUGAGUACCCCCUUCAGAAUGGAAAUCUGCACAAGCAGAGCCCGUCGGCUCGCGAUGUGUCGGUUGGUAGAUUCUAGUCUUAUUCCAGGUGUCUCAAUGCCUCAGGUCAACUUGCCACUGCUUUCUUUCGGCACAUCUUCCUUAAUUUCUGUUCAAAUACUUCGGCAAAGAAAAUAAAUGAAGCUGCCAGAGGAUGAGGGACGAUGACUUUGCAGAGGUGAGAGCAGAACUAUAUAAAUAGAACAUAAGACAUGAAACGAUGUGAAAUAAUCAAUAUUAUAAUUAUUCCACAAUAAUAAUGAAUAAAUAAACAUGACCCAAAUAAAUUGUUACGUAA
Anoplopoma fimbria (sablefish) is the source of this 1780-nucleotide messenger RNA. Its product is annotated as protein prenyltransferase alpha subunit repeat-containing protein 1-like. Gene Ontology annotation, cellular component: cytoplasm. Lineage: Eukaryota; Metazoa; Chordata; Actinopteri; Perciformes; Anoplopomatidae. The record is from RefSeq and is a predicted model, not a curated record. Bases 1 to 1113 code for a protein of 370 amino acids. Gene Ontology annotation, molecular function: protein prenyltransferase activity. Gene Ontology annotation, biological process: protein prenylation. The transcript has 5 exons.